Mesocestoides corti is the source of this 411-nucleotide messenger RNA. The record is from the annotation of a GenBank genome assembly. NCBI's taxonomy places the organism in Eukaryota, Metazoa, Platyhelminthes, Cestoda, Cyclophyllidea, Mesocestoididae.
AUGGAUGAUGAGUCUUUCCUGCAAGUCUACAAGAGCAAAGUCUCUCGUCAACUGUUCGCUUUGGCCACUAUCCUGCCAGAUGUGGGGUGUGGGGAGUGUCGAACUGGAUAUUUUACCAACACUGGAAAUCAACAACAAAGCCAAGUCGGAGUCAAUGGCCGGACAAGAGAUAUCCGGACCAAGUAUAUAACGAAACUCCAUGCCUCAAGAGACUCUAACCCUGAUGUUAGAAGUCUCUGCCUGCGCUUUGAACCAAUGGAUCUGCAUGUUACAAAUGGCAGCAGUGAUUCUCGCAAGGACCCAAAAGAUCCUUAUAACAUAUCGGCGAUGAUGGAACUGGUCUUUCCCCCCGCCGUACUUUCGGUCUACGAACUGGAUGAAGAUUUCGAUGUGUGGUCCGCUAAGAUUUAA